Messenger RNA from Oppia nitens, 1465 nucleotides. Its product is annotated as zinc finger TRAF-type-containing protein 1-B-like. Gene Ontology annotation, cellular component: nucleus. The coding region runs from base 215 to 1441 and encodes 408 amino acids. The record is from RefSeq and is a predicted model, not a curated record. NCBI's taxonomy places the organism in Eukaryota, Metazoa, Arthropoda, Arachnida, Sarcoptiformes, Oppiidae. The transcript is spliced from 6 exons.
GUCACUGAGUUAGUGAUGAGUGAGUCAGUGAGUGAGUCUGUGAGUGAGUCUGUGAGUGAGUCAGUGAGUGAGUCUGUGAGUGAGUCUGUGAGUGAGUCAGUGAGUGAGUCUGUGAGUGAGUCUGUGAGUGAGUCUGUGAGUGAGUCUGUGAGUGAGUCUGUGAGUCAUUGAUUCAAACAGUUGUGUUGUUUGUUAUAUUAAAUGAGUAAAUCAUAUGAGUGUUAGUAAACAUAGCAUUAGUGUUGUUGUUAUGUUAGAAAUGGAGUCAUCGGUGCUAUUGUUGGACACUUCAGGCAAUAAUAGUCAGACUAAUAGUAAUACUAUUAGUAAUAAUAAUAAUAAUAACAAUAAUAAUAGUAAUCUAAUGGACAGAAUUGAUGAGAUCACUCAAGAAGUGGUCCAAGAAAUGAGUCAAUCCAUACAAUCAAUACAACAAUUAAGUGAAGAGUUGACUGAAUCGCCGAAAAAGCGAUUCAAAAGUGAGUCUUCAGUGGUCGAGACCACCAAACAAGUGGUCGACCAGAAGUUAGAGCACCGGUUGGGAGGCAUACUGUGCUGUGCUGUAUGUCUUGAUCUCCCAAAGUCUGGCAUCUUUCAGUGCACAAAUGGGCACCUGAUGUGCGCCGGAUGUUUCACUCACUUGUUGGCUGAUGCACGAUUGCGGGACGAGACGGCCACGUGUCCAAACUGUCGGUGCGUGAUUUCACGUGAUUUGUGUUCACGUAAUUUGGCGGUCGAGAAAGCUGUUUGUGAAUUACCCGGUUUGUGUCGCUUCUGCAACCAAGAGCUGCCCCGCGCUCUCCUCAAUAAACACCAGUUUGAAUAUUGUGAGGAACGCAUCGUUUGCUGUACUUAUUCUCGCAUUGGUUGUCCCUGGAGUGGACCCUAUCAUGAAUCUGGCUCGCACUCAUCUUCAUGUAUUCAUCCAAACAAAACUGGACGCGAAGUAUUGGAUGUGUUGUUGACAUCAGAUAAAGAGGCAAAAGAAGACAAAAAGCUAUACGACUCGAUAUUUGAUUUGUUAUCAUUUGAAAAGAUAACAUUCAAUGAUUUACAAUUAAAGCCCUAUCGUACCGAUGAAUACAUACAUAAACUAUAUUAUGAAACCUCACGGUUUACCGCAUUUAAUACCCAAUGGGUUGUUAAGGCCAGAGUUAAUGAGGAUCAGAGAGAUCCGACUCAAUUUUGUGAGAGACAACUGGGCUAUCAAAUUGUCCUUAAAAGUAAACUGACUACUCCUAUGGUCAUUCAUUAUGUCGUGCUUAAGGGUCCAUUUGGUGAUAUGAAACUAUAUCCACAAUUACAUAAACAUGAGUUCAAUGAAUCAAGUAAUGAGAGUCCUUUUCAAUCAAUUCAAUUACAUGAUUCACAUGAAUGUAACAAAUUAUUGGCUGCAAAGGCCAUCAACUUUCGUCUAAUUAUGUUUCAAAUGCAAAAGUAAUUUAAACAUUUUAUUUAUAUUCAA